AUGGCAGCCAAUGCUAUCUAUUCUGUGCUGGGGCGGGUUGCGGGUCUCGGAGUAGGGCCGGGCCUGAACCAAGUGAAUUUGGUGAUAGGCGUUGAGAAGGAGAUUCAGAUUCUUUCCGAUGAGCUGAAAAGGGUUAUAAAUGUGCUGGAUGAUGCGGAGAAGAAGGGGUGCAAGGACAAACUCGUCAGAGACUGGCUGACGAGGCUCGAAAACACGACCUAUGAAAUGGACGACGUUUUGGACGAAUGGAAUGCGGCGAUUCGCGAACGUGAGACGGAACAACAUUCUUUCGAUAAUGUUUUACUACUUUGGUUGUACAAGGUACGCUCCUUUAUCCCUUCCUCGUGUUUAUUGUGUUUCGAGAAAGUUGUUGUGCGUCGUAAUAUUGCCUUGAAAGUGAAAGAAGUGGUAGCACGGCUUGAUCUAAUUUUGGCGGAGAAAGAUCGGUACGGUUUUGCGACCACGCCACAGCCAUCUGAUCGUGAAUUAUGGCGGGGUCAAACUACUUCUUUCAUCGACUUAGAGGAAAUUUAUGGCCGAGAAUUAGAGAGAGAAGACGUGGUGAGACAACUUGUGGGUGAAGGUGGUAGUAGUGAAGAAGGAUUAAUAGGAGGCAUCCGCGUCAUAUCUAUAGUGGGUGUGGGUGGCCUUGGGAAGACAACUCUUGCUCAACUAGCUUAUAACAAUAGUCAAGUAAUGAAUUAUUUUGAGUUAAGAAUUUGGAUAUCUGUUUCAGAUCCCUUUAACGAGGUUGAGAUUGCGAAAGGGAUUGUGGCAAGUGUGGAAAAGUUGGAUGAACCCCCAAGGACCAAUCAAUUGGAAAUGCUACUGCAACGUCUAAAAAAGUCUAUUUCAGGGAAAAAGUUUCUUCUUGUUAUGGAUGAUGUUUGGACAGAAGACGAUAUCAAGUGGAAACCCCUGAAAAAUGCUCUCAAAAGUGGUGGAACGGGUAGCAAAGUUUUGGUGACAACUAGAAACGAAAGGGUUGCAAUAAUGAUGAUGGGAGAGUUUAUCAAUAAUAAUUGGAUGAUCCAUCGUUUAGGAGUUCUCAAUGAUGAAGAUUGUUGGUCAUUAUUAGGUCGGAUUGCCCUUUGUGGUAAGAACAAAUAUCAAUGUGAAGAAUUUGAGAACACAGGUAAGCAGAUAACCAAGAAGUGCAAUGGAUUACCGCUUGCAGCAAAGACUUUGGGAAGUCUCUUACGGUUCAAGACUACAUUGGAAGAGUGGGAGAGCGUGUUGAAUAGUGAAAUAUGGAAGUUGGAGGAAGUAAAAGAUGACCUCUUCCGCCAUUUGUUUCUUAGUUACAACGAGUUGUCCCCAACAUUGAAGCGUUGCUUCUCGUAUUGUGCUGUCUUUCCUAAAGAUACCAUAAUUUAUGUGGAUGAACUAAUAAUAAAAUGGAGGGCAAUGGGUUAUCUAGGAUCGAAUGCUGUUGAUGACUGGAAAGUUAGAGGGAGAGGGUGCUUUAAUAAUUUAACAAUGCGUUCUCUGUUUCAAGACUUUAAGAAAGAUGGCAAUAAGAUAGAAUCAUUUAUGAUGCAUGACAUUGUACAUGAUUUUGCUCAAUUCCUGAGGAAGGAUGUGGGGUCAAGAAUAAAGAAAACAACUUGCGAAGAGUGUAGUCCUUUGUUAGUUUCCCAGGUCGAAAAAUAUCGUAGCAGCUUAUUUCAGGGUAAAGAAGUUCUUGAUCCACAUGUUUGUGAUUGCCUAACGAGUGUGAGGUUGCUCGAUUUAAGACGUUGUGGCUUGCAAGCCAUUCCGAAAGAAAUAGAAAAAUUGAUUCACUUGAGGUGGUUGAACUUGAGUUAUAAUGAAUUUGCUGGUGAUGAUCUGAAGUCCAUUUGUAAGUUGUAUAACUUGGAAUUUCUUUGGGUUGAUAGGUGCGGGCUACAAGAAAUUCCGUUGGAGAUUGGGAAUUUGAGUGAGUUGAUACACUUGGAUUUGAGCUGGAAUAGAGGACUGAGAGAGUUGCCGGAGAGCCUAUGCAAUUUGAGUAAAUUAGAAAGUUUGGAUGUAAAUUGGUGUGAGAGUCUGCGUGGACUUCCACGAGGGAUCCACAGGCUGAAGAAGCUCAAACAUUUGUAUAAUGAAUAUACUUAUUCUCUGAAGCAAUAUCCACAAGGAAUAUCCCAAUUAACGAGUCUAGUCACAUUGAAUAAAGUCCUUCCUUGUGAUGGGAGCCAGAUUGGGUGGUUGACGAAUUUAAACCGACUUAGCGGGGAAGUGAAGUUGCGGAUAGAAAUAAGGAGUUGUUGUGAUUCAGUAGAGGUGGUGGUGGAGGAUGCUCGUGAAGCGGAGUUGGGGAAAAAAACGCAGAUUCAGGAACUGAUAAUAAAUUUUGAUGUUAAAUUGCCAUCACCAUCAACAUCGGUUUGGAAUGAAGUACUAGAUGCUCUUCACCCACAUCCAAACCUCCAACAACUGACUAUCCGGUUCUAUAACGGUUCCCGACUUCCGGGAUGGAUUGUGUCGCCCCUCAACCAACUCACAUCCAUUGGGCUCUACAGUUGUGAAUUCCUUGUGUCGUUACCGCCAUUGGGUAAACUACCUCUACUGGAGACUCUUUGGAUUGAAGGUUUACCUAAAUUGGAAUAUGUUGGACGGGAAUUCCUGGGAAUAGUAACAUGUUCAUCGAUGGGUACUAUUGAUGGUGGCUUCCCCAAGUUGAAGAAACUGAGUUUUGGGGGAUUUAAUAACUGGAAGAAGUGGGAAGACAUUACGGUGGAAGAAGAAGAAGAAGAUAAUGUUGCUAUCUCAAUAAUGCCUUGCCUGACGAAGUUGACGAUCCGUGCCUGCUGGAGAUUGAUGGAUCUGCCGCAACGCCUCAUGCGAAAGGUUUCAUCAUUGAAGAGGUUGGAUAUUUAUGGUUCCAAACUGGUAGAUGCUCUUGAGCCACAUCCAAACCUACAUAAGCUGAAGAUUUAUAACUAUGAAGGCUCUCAACUUCCACGAUGGAUCACGUCGCCCCUCAACCAACUCACAUAUGUUGAGCUCGCCUAUUGUGACGGCCUUCUGUUGCUGCCGCCGCUGGGUAAGCUACCGCUACUGGAGACUCUUCUGAUUUGUGGUUUAUCUAAAUUGGAAUAUGUUGGACGGGAAUUCCUGGGAAUAGCAACAACAACAUCUUCGUGUUCGUCGGGUACUAAUAAUAUUAUUUAUGGUGGCUUUCCCAAGUUAAAAAAACUGUCAUUUUGGAGCUGUCCAAAGUGGAACAAGUGGGAGGACAUCACCACUGCCCAAGAAGAAGAAGAAGAGUAUUCAAUAAUGCCUUGCCUCACGGAGUUGACUAUCUAUUACUGCAACGGAUUGACGGAGCUGCCGCAACGGCUCCUGCGAAAGGUUUCAUCACCAUUGAAGAAGUUGGAUAUUAAACGUUCAACACAAUUGAUACAAGUCUACGGGGACAAGGAGGGUCAACCCUGGGAAUCCAUUUCCCGCCACAAUCCACACCUUCUCCUCUACCCUCGAGUUUAUUUCAAUUAG
Molecule: messenger RNA, 3483 nt
Organism: Erythranthe guttata (spotted monkey flower)
Lineage: Eukaryota; Viridiplantae; Streptophyta; Magnoliopsida; Lamiales; Phrymaceae
Source: RefSeq, a predicted model, not a curated record